AUGUCGAGCAAAGCUCUCUUCGUGUUCCCUUCCGCGUCAGGACACAUCAACCCCUCCUUCCCACUUUGCCAGCGCUUGGCGGACUUGGGUUGGGAGGUGGCCUACCUGGGAAUUCCAGAGUUUCGGGAGUCGAUUGCCGCUGCUGGUGGGAAACUCUUUGACGUGAACGAGCUGGGGAAAGAGUUUGGGAUUGAAGAUGUCAGAGCCAUGAUUGUUGGUACCGUGGCGGACUAUGGCCCCAGUGCAAAGCCCUGGGCUCUAAACUUCGGCAGCCUGGCGCUGGAGAAGUUGCUGCCCAUGUACAUAGCCUUCCUGCGACGCUUCGCCCCUCAACUGGUGGUUUACUGCCCCGUAUUGUCGCACGUUGCCCACUUUGCCGCUGGGCAUCUGGGAAUUCCGGAUGUUUCGCUGCUCACGGCGGCAGGCCCAGGAUACUGGGAUGCAGCCUUCGCAGUGCACGGUGGCUCAGCUGGAGGCCUGGUUGAUGCAAUAAAGGCCAACAGCGCCAAUGCUGCCGCGAUCGAGGGGGUUAGAACCUUGCUGCAACGGCCAGAGUUGUCCUUAAACACCUCUGAGCCACUUGUCAAUGAGUACUACACUGCUGUGAACCUGGUGACUACCGUCCCUUUCCUUGCAGACAAGCUAAACGAGAAGGAUGAAGCAUUUUAUGAGUCCGCUGGCAAGAAGUUCGAGUUUGUGGGCCCAUUGCUUGGGUCGAGGCCCCUUGCCCCCGAGUCAGAAGAUUUCCUCCGGCAGGUGGAAGUUUCUCGUGGCAGGGGUCAGGAGGUUGUGUACGUGUCAAUGGGAACGGCCAUUACCGGCAGCCAUCCUGACUUCGGUUGGUACGGCACCGCAGGCAGCGCCGUCACAGGGAAGGAGCUCUGCCAAGCGGUAUUUCGGGCCGUGUUUGCAGAGCUGGCUACAACAGCGUUGAUGAAUCCAGCCCCCGUGAUUGUGAUUUCCACAGGUGGGCAGCCAGAUGCCUUGGAGGACAUCAUCGUGCCGGCCAAUGCCAUCUGCGCCCCGAGCCUUCCUCAGGUGGAACUCCUGCGCAGAGCGAAGCCUGCGCUGUUUGUCACACAUGGUGGCCAAAACUCCUUCAUGGAGUCCUUGACGGUGGGUACCCCCAUGCUGUUCUGCCCGGGAUUUGGUGACCAGCUCGCCACGGCAGCAAAGGCUGAGCGCUUGGGACUUGGUCUCAAAGUAGACCGACCACCCAAGCAAGAGCAAGCUUCUAGUGAGGCCAUCGCGAGCUAUGAAGCGGCCGUAGCACGAGGUCUUCGGCGAAUGCUUGGGGCAGAGCGCGCGAAGUUUACGAGUGCGGCCCAGAUGGUCGUAAAGGAGCUAUCAGAAGCAGGCGGUGUGGAGAGAGCUCUCCAGAUUUGCCUCCAAACUGCGGCGGCUGGCAAGGCAUGA
Molecule: messenger RNA, 1416 nt
Organism: Symbiodinium natans
Lineage: Eukaryota; Dinophyceae; Suessiales; Symbiodiniaceae
Source: the annotation of a GenBank genome assembly